AUGUCAAACCUUACAAAACUUGAAUUUACGGCACUUGAUGUAUCUGGGAAAAAUUAUUUGUCAUGGAUACUAGAUGCAAAAAUAAAUCUGCAAGCCUCUGAUCAUGAGGACAUUAUUAAAAAGGGAAAUACGGCCUCUACUCAAGAUCGUGCAAAAGUAAUGAUCUUCCUUCGUCAUCAUCUUGAUAAAAGAUUAAAAAAUGAAUACCUCAGUAAAUAUAAUCCACUUGUUCUCUGCAAAAGUUUAAAAGAACGCUUCGACCACCAGAAGACUGUAAUUCUUCCAAAAGCUCGUUAUGACUGGAUGCAUUUAAGAUUGCAGGAUUUUAAAAGUGUUAGUGAAUACAACUCUGCAGUAUUCCGAAUUAGUUUAAAGCUAAAAUUGUGUGGAGAAACAAUUACUGAUGAAGAUUUAUUAGAAAACACAUUCUCCACUUUUCAUGCAUCUAAUGUGGUACUCCAACAGCAGUAUCGUGAGAAAGGCUUUAAGAAAUAUUCAGAGCUAAUUUCUUGCGUUCUAGUGGCUGAGCAGAAUAACGAGUUUUUAAUGAAAAAUCAUGCGGCACGACCCACUUAUUCUGCUCCAUUUCCUGAAGUAAAUGCGAGCGCAUAUAGAUCUCCUCGUGGUCAUGGUUAUGGUCGAGGUGGAAAUAAUUAUAAACAUGUCGGUUAUAAUGACUCCUUUAAGCAUAAGAAUCACCAUGAGAAGUGGGAUUAA
Messenger RNA from Mercurialis annua (annual mercury), 717 nucleotides. RefSeq lists its product as uncharacterized. The record is from RefSeq and is a predicted model, not a curated record. Bases 1 to 717 code for a protein of 238 amino acids. NCBI's taxonomy places the organism in Eukaryota, Viridiplantae, Streptophyta, Magnoliopsida, Malpighiales, Euphorbiaceae. The transcript has a single exon.